UCGCCCACGAACGCCACUUACGAAAACGCACGACGCCCCACACAUGUACACAAACAACUAGAGAGAAUAGAGCCGGCCCUUAACAAGUUUAUGCAAUGUCCGGAAGGUUACAGUCUUUUACGGCUGUGAUAAGGAAUUUCACAAGGAAUGUUAGUACAUCAAAAGUCAGUGGAUCAGAAAUACGACCUGUUUCACAAACAUCUGUGCCACUUAUCUUGGAUGAGAAGUUUGACAAUGCCAGAAAUGUUGUUGCAGCCAGAGAGGCCUGGGUAGAGACAUUAGAUGCAAACACAUCUGAAGUUGGUAUGAUAGCCCUCCACCCAGAUGUUUUUGCUGUAUGUCCAAGGAUGGACAUAAUUCAUGAAAAUGUUGUAUGGCAGAGAAAAUACAAGAUGGUGAGUAAGGCACACACCAAGACAAAACCGGAAGUACGAGGAGGAGGUAGAAAGCCGUGGCCUCAGAAAGGUACAGGUAGAGCCAGACAUAGUUCUAUUCGAUCACCACUGUGGGUUGGUGGUGGUGUCACUCAUGGUCCAAGAGCAUUUACUACCCAGUUUUAUAUGUUGCCUAUAGUUACUAGAAUUCAUGGUCUUACAUCAACACUGUCAGCUAAGUUUGCACAGGAUGAUCUAAAGAUUGUGGAGAGCUUGCAGAUGGCAUCAGAUGAACCUGGGUACAUAGAAAAGCUGUGUGAAAAUCGCCAGUGGGGACCAUCUGUUCUCUUUGUAGAUGACACUGACCUGAUGCCCCGUAAUAUUACCAUUGCCACAGAUACAAUACAGCACAUGAACCUCAUGCCAGUUUAUGGGUUAAAUGUGUAUAGUAUGCUAAAACAUUCUACACUUGUUUUGACUGUGGAUGCAGUACGUCGCUUGGAGGAAAGGAUACUUUAUCACUUAAACAAGCCAGACUUGUAUAAGGAAAAUGCAACCCCUUUCAAUAAACAGAAAUAAUUUCAAGAUAAAUUUCAAGAUUUCAACCUUCAUAAACAAUUGGUGUAUAUAGAGAAAGAUGCACAGCAGUUCAUGUGCUACCAAAUUGUACAGGUAAAUUUUUAAAGAAAAAGGUAGUACAGAGUUUAAUAAAUGUUAAAACUUUA
Messenger RNA from Penaeus indicus, 1099 nucleotides. It is a transcript of the gene mRpL4, whose product is annotated as large ribosomal subunit protein uL4m-like. Gene Ontology annotation, molecular function: structural constituent of ribosome. Gene Ontology annotation, biological process: translation. The record is from RefSeq and is a predicted model, not a curated record. The coding region runs from base 96 to 953 and encodes 285 amino acids. Gene Ontology annotation, cellular component: ribosome. The transcript is spliced from 8 exons. NCBI's taxonomy places the organism in Eukaryota, Metazoa, Arthropoda, Malacostraca, Decapoda, Penaeidae.